This is a messenger RNA of Hippoglossus stenolepis (Pacific halibut), 4891 nucleotides long. Its product is annotated as dipeptidyl peptidase 9. Gene Ontology annotation, biological process: proteolysis. Lineage: Eukaryota; Metazoa; Chordata; Actinopteri; Pleuronectiformes; Pleuronectidae. Gene Ontology annotation, molecular function: dipeptidyl-peptidase activity; serine-type peptidase activity. Bases 1008 to 3767 code for a protein of 919 amino acids. The transcript is spliced from 21 exons. The record is from RefSeq and is a predicted model, not a curated record.
AUGAAAAUUAUUUGAUUAUAAUGAUUGUUAUUAGAAUAAAUAUUAGUUUGAGUUAUUCACACAUUAGUUAAAAUGGUGCAACCAACUACAACAAUAGGAUACUUCUUAUAAUGUAUAUGUAAUAAUAAUCUUAUAUAUACUUAGUAGUAAUAGUAGUAAUAAUAAUCAGACUCAGGGGACCUUUUUCUGGAUGUAGUACUUUUAACAUGCGAGUACAUUCUCCUGCUUAUACUGAAGUAUAACUUCAAUUGGACUUUUAUUUGUAGAGGAUCUGAGUACUUUCUCUACCACUACUGCUCUUCUAAUUUAGCAGUAUAUGGGCUGUCAUAUUUAAUGAGCUCAUUUGGAAAUUCCCUUUUUUAGUCGAUAGAAUAUUAUUGAAGUCUCACAUGAACAGGAACAAACACCGAUGUCAACUCAAUACCGAAACCAGCUGUGUCUACUUGAGUCGCGGUUGCUGCCGAGACAGAAAAUAGAUAAACAUGGUUUCACAGGAGUUGGGUCCAGACAUUGUGAGAAUACACAGUUUCAACUUUACCCUGUAACCCAAUUCAAGGAAGUAUAUUUUCUAGUUUCUUUUUUAAAUCACUUUACCACGAACCACAUAUAUCCUAAAGAUAAAAGGUGACUUUUAUCCUCCCAUCAUUGUCAGUCACAUGAUUAUUGAGGAUCAUACAUGGAGGAGAAUGAAUGUUUGUCACUACUAUUUAACUCAAAUUAUGCAACUAUGACAUCUGCACCUCUGACAGACCUGAUAACACUUGUUAUGAGUAUAUUCUUGGAAUGAAGAAUUUGCAGUUGGUUCUGUUGCUCUAGGAAACAAAACAGCCUCCUGUGCUGCCCACAGUUUACAGUCUGUGGUUAAAAUGUGGAGUAACAGUGCAACAUUUGUCAUGUUCAUGAUACAGUGUCAGAGUCAUGCAGCUGAGUCACACACACACACACACAGUGAGAGUUCGUAUCGAGAACACAGCUGAACCUGUCGGCUGAAGAACAGCAGCUCCGCGAUGAAGCAGCAGAGAGACGUCUGCACUGAAUAUGGCCGUCGCCUCAGGUGUCAGGUCUGGUCCAGGGUGGUUGAACGGUUAAUGCACAGAGAAAAGAGGCUGAAAAUCGAAGACAAAACAGAGGACGCUGUAAAGAGAUUCAGAGAAGCAGCGGCAGGUAUGACGGGAGUGGACGAACUGUCGGACAGCACGGAGGUGGUGGAGAUGGAGGAUGUGAAUCCCACCCAGUUCCAGGUGGAGAAGCACACGUGGGACGGCCUGAGGAAGAUCAUCCACAACAGCCGCAAGAACACGGGCAUGGUCAUCAGCAAGGCGCCACAUGACUUCCAGUUCAUCCAGAAGGACGAGGCCAGCCCGCACUCUCACCGCAUCUACUACCUCGGAAUGCCUUACGCCAGCAGGGAGAACGCAUUACUUUACUCGGACAUUCCUAAGAAGAUCCGCAAAGACGCCCUGCUGGUUUUGUCCUGGAAACAGAUGCUGGAUCACUUUCAGGCCAGCCCGCACCAUGGGGGCUUCUCUCGGGAGGAGGAGCUGCUGCGUGAGAGGAAGCGUUUGGGGGUGUCUGGCAUCACCUCCUAUGAAUACCACCGCCCCAGCGGCCUCUUCCUGUUCCAGGCCAACAGCAGUCUGUACUACUGCCACGAUGGUGGAAACAACAGCCUCAUUACUUCUCCAGUGAAUCCUGUAGAGAUCAAGAGCCAGUGUUCAGGGACACGCAUGGACCCCAAGCUCUGCCCCGGAGACCCCAACUUCAUCGGCUUCAUCAAUAACAACGACAUCUGGGUGACCAGCAUCCAGACGGGCGAAGAGAGGAGGCUCACCUUCUGCCACAAAGGAAGUGAAAAUAUAAAGGAGGACCCCAAGUCUGCUGGUGUUGCCACGUUUGUCACACAGGAAGAGUUUGAUCGCUUCACUGGAUACUGGUGGUCACCCGCUGCUCGAGAAGAAUCAGACGGUGGUAAGACUUUACAGAUUUUAUACGAGGAGGUGGACGAGUCUGAGGUUGAGAUCAUCCACGUUCCGUCUCCAGCUCUGGAGGAGCGUAAGACGGAUGUCUACAGAUAUCCACGUGCAGGCAGCAAGAAUCCAGAUAUUACUCUGAAAAUGGCAGAAAUCCGAACAGAUCACCUCGGCAAAAUUGUCAGCACACAGGAAAAAGAGCUGCCUGUUUCCUUCACCUCCCUCUUUCCAGGGACUGAGUACAUCUCCAGAGUUGGAUGGACAAAAGAUGGUCGAUAUGCGUGGGCGGUCAUGAUGGACCGACGACAGCAGCGUCUCCAGUUGGUCUUUUUGCCUCCAGCGCUCUUCAUUCCUGCAAAUCAGGAUGAGGCCAGCAAACAGAAGAGCCUUGAGGCCCUGGGAGACUCAGUGCAGCCCUUCAUCGUCUACGAGGAGACCAGCGACAUCUGGAUCAACGUCCAUGACAUCUUCCAUCCUUUCAUCCAAACCAGUGAUGAUGAAAUCACCUUCCUCACUGUAAACGAGUCUAAAACAGGCUUCUGCCACUUGUAUAAGAUCACGUCAGUGUUACAGCGCGGCAACUAUCACUGGGCUAAAGGCUACACACACUCUGAAGAUGAUUUCAAGUGUCCAGUUAAAGAGGAGCUGACGAUAACCAGUGGGAAGUGGGAGGUGCUGGCCAAUCACGGGGCAAAGCGCUCCUCCAGUCCUCAGAUUUGGGUGGACGAGGCGACAAAGCUGGUUUAUUUCCAGGGAACCAAAGACUCUCCUCUGGAGCAUCAUCUCUACGUGGUGAGCUACGACUCGCCGGGCGAAAUGGUCCGACUCACCAAACCUGGGUUCUCCCACAGCUGCUCCGUGAGCCAGACCUUCGACAUGUUUAUCAGCCAUUACAGCAGCUUGACCUCGUCGCCCUGUGUGCACAUCUUCAAGCUGGUUGGCUCCGACACUGACCCGCUCCACAAAGAGCCGCAGUUCUGGGCGAGCAUGAUGGAGCCCUCUGGCUUCCCAUUGGACUACACUACUCCAGAGAUCUUCAGCUUCACAGGGAAGUCGGGCUUCGAGCUGUACGGCAUGUUGUACAAACCCCAGAACCUGGUCCCCGGCAGGAGGCAUCCCACUGUCGUCUUUGUUUAUGGCGGUCCACAGGUGCAGUUAGUGAAUAACUCGUAUAAAGGAGUGAAAUACCUGCGGUUGAACACUCUGGCGUCUCUGGGCUACGCUGUGCUAGUGAUCGAUGGACGAGGAUCCUGUCAGCGAGGACUCAAGUUUGAAGGAGCUGUGAAGGACAAAAUGGGGCAGGUGGAGAUUGAGGACCAGGUGGAGGCUUUGCACUACGUAGCCGACAAGUACAAGUGUGUGGACAUGAGUCGUGUUGCCAUCCACGGCUGGUCGUACGGAGGCUUCCUGUCUCUCAUGGGCCUCAUCCAUAAGCCCGACAUCUUCAAGAUUGCCAUUGCAGGAGCUCCAGUGACUUUGUGGAUGGCCUACGACACCGGCUACACGGAGCGAUAUCUGGACACGCCGGAAAAAAACAAGCAGGGAUACGAGGCCUGUUCCGUCGCUCUGCACGUCGAUAAACUCCCAAAUGAACCCAACAGGUUGCUGAUCCUUCAUGGGUUUCUAGAUGAGAACGUACACUUUUUUCACACCAACUUCCUGGUGUCUCAACUCAUCCGAGCAGGGAAACCGUACAACCUGCAGGUCUACCCCAAUGAGCGACACAGUAUCCGAUGUCCCGAGUCCGGAGAACAUUACGAGAUCACGAUGCUGCACUUCCUCCAGCAGAACCUCUGAUAAUCCUCAACACAUGGACCUUUUCUUGCCUUGUCCUUCCCUGCAUCCUCCCCCUCCUCCCUUCAUCUCCUCCAUUUAUUUAAAGCUGCAUCAUGUUCUCUUUCAAUUCAUCUUAUUAUGUAUUUGCUGAAUGCAGGCUCUGCCAAACCUCGUCACACCUCAAGAGUCGCUCGUCAGUCUCAACGGUGCUGGAGCUUUUCAGCAUAGAUAAAUCAAUACAUGACUUGUAUUCAGAUGUUUAAUUACCAAACAAAGCAUUUUGUAGCCAAGAAGCUCCUUUUUGCAGUGGAAGGUUUGAAAAAAAUCUUCAAAAGGAGCAGGGGGCGCUGUUGGACAGGAACAAACAGGACCGAAGCUUUUCUGAGAUUCUAGUGAUGGUGGACGAUGAAGCAAGAAAAAAAACAAACACUGAAUUGAAAUGUGAGAGUGACGAUACCGACGUUAUAAACUUUAACUAAAAAACUUUUCAGCUUCGCAAAAACUAGAGACGUGGACCUGCUGCAGCCGGUUCGUGGAAGCAGCUUCGAGCAGUUUCAGACCUUUUCUCUUUUGCGUGAUUCUAUUUGACCAAUUCUCAUAUUGUUUUCAUGUUUCCAAGAACAGACACUGGAGUGAAGUUAGAAAACAAAUAACCUCGAUAAGAAACCGCUUCCUCUUUUUCUUUUUGCUUUGACACUUUUUCCGGGACACUUUUGUCAGGUCCACAAGAGAAUAAGUUACACAUCAAGUUUCUAUUGUGGAACUUCCCCAAACAACAGUUAAUGCAUUAUAAUGCACCCAUAACUGGUGCAACCGUGUCGUGACCUCUCACUGUUUCACUCAGUCGCUUGCUUUGCUUUCGCCGGAGCGCCUUUUUCUUCUUCUUCUGCUGCUGCUGACAAAUAUUUGCACGUUACAUAUUUGCCUCUGUGCCAACGGACUGAACAAUGAGAUGAUGUUUGACUCAGCUCCUCAGUGUGAGGGGCCUUUUAAGAGCUGAAGAGAGCCUGCUCAUAUAGUUUAUAUCAGGGAAUGUGUGUGUGAGGACCUAUGGAAAUAUAAUGCCUUUUAUAUGCGUGUGUCUGAUGAUCAUCUGUAUUCUCAGAACGUGAAGAAAUAAACAGAAGUGAACAAUCUUUUUCAAA